UGUUGUCCCUCCGUCAUCUACCUUGCCACCUUGCUUACAAAUGGCAACCGUUUGCGGAAAAACCCCAACCCAUAAGAAAAAAGAAAAAAAAGGAGAAAUGCAAAACAACCGACUGAGCUUUUACUUCAGCAGCCAUAAACCCUAGUAUCUCCUCUCACUGACUUCGAAGGUUAGCAAGCUGCUGAUUGCCGUCUGAGGAAGCCAUGGAGCAUUUGGUUAAACUUCCAGAGGGACUACCAUCAUUCACCCAUAUUUACCAUAAUGAUUUUGUUGGCCGAAAAUCAAAGAAGAUGAAGGAUGAUGAUGUGGCAAUUUGUUUCUGUAAAUAUGAUCCCAAUAACCCUGAAAGUGCUUGUGGAGAGGGGUGCUUAAAUGUCAUGACCAGCACAGAAUGCACACCUGGGCACUGCCCAUGUCAGGACCACUGCAAGAAUCAGAGAUUUCAAAAUUGUGAAUAUGCCAAAACCAAGUUGUUCCAAACUGAAGGCCGUGGAUGGGGUCUUUUAGCUGAUGAAGAUAUUAAGGCUGGACAAUUCAUUAUUGAAUAUUGUGGAGAGGUUAUCUCAUUGGAAGAAGCCAAGCGUAGAUCACAAAGUUAUGAAGCACAAGGUCUUAAGGAUGCAUAUAUAAUUUCUCUAAAUUCUAAUUAUUUCAUUGAUGCUACAAAGAAGGGGAGCCUUGCCAGGUUUAUAAAUCAUUCAUGCCUACCUAAUUGUGAGACAAGGAAAUGGACAGUGUUAGGGGAAACACGAGUGGGAAUAUUUGCAAAAGUAGAUAUAUCAUCUGGAACAGAGCUAUCAUACAAUUACAACUUUGAGUGGUAUGGUGGUGCCACUGUUCGCUGUCUGUGUGGGGCUGCUAACUGUUGUCUAUUUCUGGGUGCAAAAUCUCAGGGUUUCCAGGCAUAUAACCAUGUGUGGGAAGAGGGAGAUGACAGGUACAGAGUUGAGGAGGUUCCUCUUUAUGACUCUGCUGAAGAUGAGCCCUUUCCACGCAUCCCUGAAACCAUUAGCCCUUUCAAAUUUGAAUCUUUAGAUGGUCUGGAAGCUGAUUACUCCCAGAAAAUGGAAGUUGGUGAUGUGUUUGGACGAGAGUUGGAUUGUUCUAAUACUGUCAAGCUGCACAAUUCAGUUCAAGUUGGUGGCACGACAACGAAUACCGAGAAAGCAGAAGUGUUGGAGAGCGAAAAAUCGAAGGAACAAGACAUGCAACAGGCCUUUUAUCAGACAAGUGCAGUCUUAUCUGGACUUCGAAGUAAUACUGCUUCUCAGAAUUUCAAUGUCGGAUCAGGUUCGUCCCCAAAAAAGAGGUCACAGCGUUUACCCAAGCAAAAGAAAAGAUCUACUGGAGGAAAGCAAUCCAAUACAAAAAAUAUUCCUGAUCUGUUUCCAUCAAAGGAAGCACAGGAAGAAGUGCGCAAAUAUGAGGAAAUGAAGAACCAAGCUGCUGCCAAUCUCAAAUCCGUAUAUGAUGAAAUACGUCCUGCCAUCGAAAUCCAUGAGAGGGACGGCCAGGACAAUGUUCCUCCUAGUGUAGGAACGAAGUGGGUUGGAGCACACUGCGCAAAAUAUAAAGCUGAUCUUAACUUUAGUGCUUCUGUUAUAAAGAACUUUCUGGAUAUUGCUCAAAAGGGUGGUAGUGGAUCAAAGGCUGGUACUGGACCCAAGGCUUCGGGAAGUGGAGACCCUCGGAAAGAAUGAAGCAUCAUUGUGCAGGUGCUAAAGAAUGUAUUGGAAACAAAUAUAAAUUUAUGAAAAGAAAAGGUCCAUUAGGGAUUUGAAUUCUGUAAUAUUUUUAAGUAUUUUGAAGUUUGAGUUGAGAACUUGGUUAUUUAACUUGAAAUAAUGUUGCUAUAGAUUUUCCAAGUUUAGUUUGCUUAGCAUUCCUUCUGUUGGCUUGGAGUCAUUUUGUUGGUACU
Messenger RNA from Coffea eugenioides, 1918 nucleotides. Its product is annotated as histone-lysine N-methyltransferase ASHH1-like. The transcript has 11 exons. Lineage: Eukaryota; Viridiplantae; Streptophyta; Magnoliopsida; Gentianales; Rubiaceae. The record is from RefSeq and is a predicted model, not a curated record. Gene Ontology annotation, biological process: regulation of DNA-templated transcription. Gene Ontology annotation, cellular component: chromatin; nucleus. Gene Ontology annotation, molecular function: histone H3K36 methyltransferase activity; protein binding. Bases 204 to 1700 code for a protein of 498 amino acids.